AUGACAGCCACCACUGAUACUAAUGGUCAAGGCGGGGGCUUGUAUGGUAUCUACAAUGCUACCGAGUCCCUCCCAGCACUUGCUGCCUGCGCUCGGGGCUUCCUAUCAGAAAACUACGACUUCAUUGUCAUCGGCGGUGGUACGGCUGGUCUUGCUGUAGCUGCCCGUUUGACAGAAGAUCCUGAAGUCGUCGUUGGAGUACUCGAGGUCGGCAAGUCAAGACUUGAUGAUCCUCUCGUGGAUAGUCCUGCUGCUUUCGUACAAAUGUUAGGCAAUCCUGAAUAUGAUCAUUGUUUCAAAUCAGUACCGCAGCAACGUGGCAUUGAACAUCACUUGAGCAGAGGAAAAGCUCUUGGAGGCUCGAGUGCCAUCAACUAUAUGAUGUACGUUCGAGGAUCUGAUGCAGACUACGAUGACUGGGCAACUCUCGUCGGAGAUUCUGGCACGAUCAACUCACCACAAAUCUUGGAACUUUCUGGUAUUGGUGAUCCUGAAAUCCUCAAACAGGCUGGCGUUGAGUGUAAGGUUGAGCUUCCUGGCGUCGGCAGGAAUCUUCAGGAUCAUGCUGUUACUGUCCUUGGUCUGGAGCUCAAGCCUGGUAAUAUCACUUCCGACAUUAUGGGCGACCCAGACACGAUGGAAGCAGCCACACGCGCUUACGUCGAGCAUCAACGAGGACCGCUGACCUCCGUAAGUGGCACACAAGGUUUCCUUCCCUACAAGGCUGUCGUCUCCCCCGACAAUCUCGAAAAGACCGUCAAGAGCAUUCGUGAGAAGCAGAGUGCCUCCGACACCACACCCUUCUACAAACAGCAGCUGAACCAAGUGAUUGCGCAUCUUGAAAGCGACAAGUCUGCAAAUUUGCAGUAUAUUCUGAUACCCGCUGGAGCAGACUAUACUGCAGAGGGCCUCCGCACGCAGAAAGUGUGGCCUCCACCUGAUAACACAAGGAAUCACCGCAUGGUCUUAGGUCCGGCUCUGCAGUAUCCUGUUUCUCGGGGCUCGUGCCAUAUCAAGAGUGCUGACCCAUCAGUUCACCCAAUUAUUGAUCCUGCAUACCUAAAACAUCCCGCCGACGUUGCAGUCCUUGCAGCCGGCCUCCAUUUUAUGCACAAAACAACCAAGACCAAGCACCUUGCUCCACUAAUUCAGAGUCGUACCUACCCAGCCGCAUCGAGAGAUCUUGACAAGGCUGCAGACCGUGAAGAAGCCGUCAAAGAUUGGGUCAUGGGCGAGUAUCAUCUCAUCGGUACCUGCGCAAUGGGAGAAGUUGUGGAUAGCAGGCUCAGGGUCAAGGAUGUUCAAGGGUUGAGAGUGGUUGAUGCAAGUGUGUUCCCGAACCACGUCAGCGGGAAUAUCUGCAGCAGUGUAUAUACUGUGGCAGAGAAGGCUGCUGAUCUCAUCAAAGAGGACUGGGGUAUCGCAAUCGAUGCGCCGGACAUUGCCAAGGUGAAGCUGUGA
Messenger RNA from Aureobasidium melanogenum CBS 110374, 1461 nucleotides. Its product is annotated as alcohol oxidase. Lineage: Eukaryota; Fungi; Ascomycota; Dothideomycetes; Dothideales; Saccotheciaceae. Gene Ontology annotation, molecular function: flavin adenine dinucleotide binding; oxidoreductase activity, acting on CH-OH group of donors. The record is from RefSeq and is a predicted model, not a curated record. The transcript has 5 exons. Bases 1 to 1461 code for a protein of 486 amino acids.